Molecule: messenger RNA, 1890 nt
Organism: Orycteropus afer afer
Lineage: Eukaryota; Metazoa; Chordata; Mammalia; Tubulidentata; Orycteropodidae
Source: RefSeq, a predicted model, not a curated record
AUGGCAGAUGGAGGUCCGGCCAAGCACCUGGACCGAGCGCCGCCUGGCGGUGGCUGCCGGUACCUGCUCCGGGAGAGCCUUCCUCUGCGUGACACUGGGGCCCAGAUGGUCAGCAGAGGGGCGCGUCCCCGGCCCCAGGAGGCUCGGGUGUGGGGCAGAGGCCGCGGGCGCCAGGUGAUGGACGAGCUCCGCUCUCUGGCCAGCGGCGCCAGCUCCCUGUGCCCGGCUCUGCAGGAGGUGGGGCCCAGGCAUCCCGCCGGCGCCCCCAGUCCUGCCUGGCGGCGGGUCAUCCCCGGCUGCGCGCCGCCACCGCGCCUCGGCCCCGCUGCACCUCCCGGCCGUGCGCUCCCUGCUGAGAGACCUGCAGACCCAGGCCGGAGCCGCGCGGCCGGGGUCGCUGUCCAGAGCGCGGUGCUGAAGUCGCCGGAGCUGAGCGUGGCCGCCGCGCGCCGGUGGCUGUUUGGUGCCCACUCACCGCUGAUGGGACUGUCUCCCUCCUCCACUGUGGAGCUCCUGCCCAUUUUCCCCUAUGUCUGCCCGUCUGCUCUGCCACCCCCUGUUGGAAAAAGUUGGAUAGACAAAAGGAUACCUAAUUGUAAGAUCAUUUUUAAUAAUUCUUUUGCUCUGGACUCAACAUGGGUGCAUCCUGAGGAAUCCAGAUUGUUCCAUGGGCAUGAGAAGCCUCAUUUGCUGGCAAAUCAAGUAGCAGUGUCUCUGUCCAGGCCAGUUCCUGCCUCUAGGCCUCUUCCCACCGUGCUUUUCACUCCUCAGUCUAUUCCAGGUGGGGCCAAGUGGGGCCUCGUCCCUGUGAGCAGGGGGCCAUUCAGUGAGUUGUGCGCGGCGACCCGUGCGGCUCUGGGCCCUGCAGUGCUGAGUGUGAGCCCUGAGCAUUGGUGGGGACUGAGCCCUGGAGUCCUGCAAGGGUGCCAUAUUCUCACAGUCCCAUCCAUUAAAGUUCCCCUGAGGGCAGGGCCAUUCAGUGAUAAAAGCAGAGAGUGCAGCCGAGCCCCCGGCACCUGCACCCCGAGGCUGCCUGCGGAGAGGAAGAGCCGGCAGGGAGCCAAGGAGGACAAGGAACCACCACCUAUCCUAGUGAGAGGAGAAGAGAGCCUAGCUACGGGAAGCCGACCUGUGGCCUCUGCCCCAGUGCCCGGAUCUCCCUGGUGCGUGGUCUGGACAGGUGAUGACCGGGUCUUCUUCUUCAACCCAACAAUGCAGCUCUCUGUCUGGGAGAAGCCACUGGACCUGAAGAACCGUGGGGACCUCAACAGGAUCAUCGAAGACCCUCCCCACAAGCGGAAGCUGGAGGCAUCAGCAGCAGACCACAGCGACGGCUCCAGUUGUGAAGACGGCGGUGAGGACCAGACCGUGAAAACCAAGAGGAACCGGACUGAAGGCCAUGAGAGUUCAGAGCCAGAGGAAGUGGAGAGAGAGGACACAGCCGUGAAGACGCCUCCACCCCAGGUCCUCCUGCCCCUGGAAGAGCGGGUGACGCACUUCCGUGACAUGCUGUUGGAGAGAGGGGUAUCAGCAUUUUCUACCUGGGAGAAAGAAUUACACAAAAUUGUGUUUGAUCCACGCUAUCUCCUGCUAAACUCAGAGGAACGGAAACAGAUAUUUGAACAGUUUGUCAAGACAAGAAUAAAAGAAGAAUACAAGGAGAGGAAAAAUAAAUUGUUGGUAGCCAAAGAAGAAUUCAGAAAACUACUGGAGGAAUCAAAAGUGUCAGCCAGGACCACCUUCAAGGAGUUCGCUGAGAAGUAUGGCCGGGAUCAGAGGUUUCGACUUGUUCAAAAAAAGAAGGACCAGGAGCAUAUUUUUAACCAGUUCAUACAGAUUCUUAAGAAACGGGACAAGGAAAACAGACUAAGACUACGGAAAAUGAGAUGA